Messenger RNA from Pseudogymnoascus destructans, 3230 nucleotides. RefSeq lists its product as uncharacterized. Gene Ontology annotation, cellular component: kinetochore. The coding region runs from base 264 to 2927 and encodes 887 amino acids. NCBI's taxonomy places the organism in Eukaryota, Fungi, Ascomycota, Leotiomycetes, Thelebolales, Thelebolaceae. The record is from RefSeq and is a predicted model, not a curated record. The transcript has 4 exons.
CUUCCCAAGUCCACCCUCCUCCAUACAUUCUACCCGCCUCUUAUUCCGCCUCCAAUUCAUCGAGGAGCUUCGUUUUGCGCGCUGAAGCUGCUUCGUACUAUUCAAUCUCUUCAGCUCCUUCGGUGUCACAACCUCAUCACAAUCACUGGGUAUAACUUGACACGAAGCAAACGCGAGCUCUUUGUGGCUACAAAGCCAACAAAGCCGCCACGACUUAUUUCCGAUUCUGUAUACCAAGCAGCAACAACAGUUGAACCUCGGAAAUGGCGAGCUACCAAUACAGCAGAGAACCUCCCCUCACGCGAUCGCCGACGGAGAGGGAUACCUGGACUAAUCGGGAUGAUGCGAGGCCAAAUGACCGCCCAGAACGCCCGGAUUCUUUCUAUCGUGGCAGAUCUCCUGGUGCCAACCGCCAACGUAGGCCACGAAACCGCUCCCGUUCGCCAUUAGCAGUUGACCGAUACGAACCUGGCCCUCGGCUACCUCGCGACGAUUAUGGCGGACCCAGAGAUCGAGAUGAGCGACGCAGGCCAUCACCAGGGCCUGCCCAUAUCGACCGAUACAUUCCAGGCCAGGAUUCUGGCAGUGCUCCUAUCACAGUGAAUCCACUAGCCGAUCCAUCGAAGCUACAAUUUCAAGUGGGGUUUUCAUACUUUGGAGAAUGGUGGAGGACGAAUGAGAAGAUCAAGGAGGAGAAAGAGCGACAAAAGACUGGUAGGAGGCGGGAGCCAGAAAGAGUUCGCGGUCAACGCGAGUCUCAGGGAGAUCGCGACAAGGAAAAGGCACGCAUACAGGUCGCGUACGACGCAUAUAAAGAAGACCUACAGGCAAAAAUGGCGAAAACGUUUGUUCAGGAGCACAAAAACGAGCAGUGGUUUCAAGAGAGGUACAUGGCUGAGGUUAGAGAGCCACUGAAGGCGAGGCUCAAUGACUUUCGCCGCCUAAAUUAUACCCGAUGGGAGCGGGAUUUGGAUGCAGGGAUAUUCGACGAGUACUCACUGGAGGGCAUUCCAAAGGGCGAAAUAAAUAGCUCGGGCACCCUUAUUGAGAAAGAGGAGGGCGAAACUACAGCAGCGAACGAGGUCCUUGGAGUUGGGGAUCUCUUACCUUCGAAAGGAAGUGAUAUAAGAGACGAAGAUGCUUUCCUACCGACACUACUCAUCAAAACGAUCGCCCCUCACGUCAAUCGUGAUAACGUGGUUUCAUUCUGCAAGGAACACCUUGGCGAGGGCGAAGGAGGCUUCAAAUGGCUCAGUUUGAGCGACCCUAACCCAAGCAAGCGAUAUCAUCGGAUAGGCUGGGUUAUGCUGAAUCCCGGAUCAGAUGCCCCUUCCCCUUCAUAUCGUCCCGAAGCAAAUGAAGGGGAUGGCGAGGCACCAGAACAGCCGGCUGCCCCAGUAUCUGUAGCCGACAAGGCUUUGGAAGCCAUCAAUGGCAAACAAGUUAAGGAUGAAGUGCGCGGGGACUUUACCUGUCAUGUCGGCGUCCACGUGCCACCUUUGAUGCCAAGGAAAAAGGCUCUUUGGGACCUGUUCUCCGCUCCUGAGCGCAUCGAGAAGGACCUUGACCUCGCUUCGAAACUGAUCAAUAAGUAUGAAGAAGACUUUGGAUCAGAUUUCAAUGCCGUUCUCAAGAUUGAAGAGAAGGUUGAUGAACUCAAGAGCCAGGGACUCAUCAAGCCUGCGGUACCUGCGCCGAAAAAGGCUAAGUCUGAACGCAACGGCGACGAGGCUAUGGCCGAUGUCGAAGAAGGCGAGGAAGAUGAGGAAGACGAAGGCGCGGUCGAUGAUGAAGUUGACGAUGAUGAACUGCUGGUCAGGAAGAAACAACUUGAUCUAAUGGUUGAGUACUUGCGAAGAGUCUUCAACUUCUGCUUCUUCUGCGUUUUCGAGAGCGAUUCUAUUCAUGAACUGACUCGCAAGUGUCCGGGUGGCCAUCUUCGUCGCCCAAGAAAUACGUUGACAGCCUCAGCCAAGGCUGCAGCACGUGCUAGCGCCAACGGCGAGCCCCUUCCUGACAGGAAGAAGAGUGAUGCAGAGGAGCGCGAGGCUCCUGGUUCGCCGGAGACGGACAGAAAGUUCAACCGCAAUAGCACUGCAUCGAAAACGGAGCAGCAACUUCAGCGUGCGUUCAAUUGGGUAAAGACUUUCGAGGAGAAGAUCUUGCAGAUCAUUGAGCCGGAGGACAUCGAUGUUCGCAAGCUUGGUGGAAGACCAGUGGAAGAGGCAGUGGAGGAGGAGAUGGACAAGCACGUGAAACAGGAAGACGAGCAUAAAUACCGCUGCCAUGUUCCGGAGUGUACGAAGCUCUUCAAAGAAGAACAUUUCUGGAGAAAGCACGUGGAGAAGAGACAUCCUGAGUGGCUUGAAGGUAUAAAGAAAGAAUUUGAGCUAGUUAAUACCUACGUCUCCGAUCCAGCACACAUUGCUCCCUCCCGUUCCGACGCGAACAGCAACGGCCACUUCCCACCCGCCAACGGCCACCAGCCUGCAGGCACACCCCGCGGCUUCAACCUAAACUCCUUCGGUAUGAAUGGGAUCCCCCCACUCGGCAGCUUCGGCCCACCAGGCCAAUUCCCAGCCUUAUUCGCUGGUCACUCCGUCCAAGCACCUCUUGGAUGGGCACCCGGCGGCGACGACCGUAGCGGAGGUUCCAUCCGCCGCGGCGGCGGACGCUUUGGAAACCCACGUGCUGGCCCAUACGAUAGACGCCCAACGGACAGGAGAUGGGGCAAUGAAAGCGGCAGGCUCAGUCCCCCCGGUGGCCGGAACGGCAGGCCUGGCGCGACUGGUGCGGGGAGAUGGGGCGAUGGAGCUGCAGGUGGUGCGGCCCCUCCGCCGAGAGAGGCAGUGGUAGGGAGGAGUCUGAAGAGCUACGAAGACCUUGAUGCGGUUGCCGGCGGGGCGGGCGGGGAGUUGAAUUACUAGGUGCCGGUACUGCUGAUUGCUUGCUUUUUCUCUGGAGUGGAACGAGUAGGGUUAUAUGCCGGCAAGGUUCAGGGCGUAUCCAAUUGCAUGGCAUAGUAGAAGCUUGCGGGGUUCUGUCGGGUCGCGGCUCUGGUUUAGCUGGCUGCUCAGGCUACAGCUUUCGAUUAUGGGGUAUUGCUGGCGAUUUUUUUUGCACGGGGGGGAAUUGGGACAUUGGGAAUUAGGGUAGCUCGCAAAAGCUCGUUGUAAGAUAGCAUAUAGUUUUCUCAAGUGGCAAUACAGGGCAUAUUUUGCAUUAUGGGG